This is a messenger RNA of Ilex paraguariensis (yerba mate), 1710 nucleotides long. The record is from the annotation of a GenBank genome assembly. NCBI's taxonomy places the organism in Eukaryota, Viridiplantae, Streptophyta, Magnoliopsida, Aquifoliales, Aquifoliaceae.
AUGGAGGGUCUGCUUCAAUGCUCUGCAAAUUAUGUUCCUUUGUCUCCUAUAAGCUUCUUGGAGAGAUCAGCUAAGGUGUACAGGGAUAGAACAUCAGUUGUGUAUGGCUCUGUGAAGUACACUUGGGGGGAGACUCAUACAAGGUGUGUUAAGCUCGCUUCUGCUCUGACCCAGUUGGGGAUUUCACGCGGCGAUGUUUCAGGUUGGGGCCUUGUUAGUGGUAGGGAGCAGGAUAACGUGGAGUGGCGAUUAGAAUUACUUAAUAUGGUUGCGACGCUGGCCCCUAAUAUCCCAGCAAUGCAAGAGCUUCAUUUUGCGGUUCCAAUGGCUGGAGCAGUUCUAUGUACGCUCAACACACGCCUUGAUUCAGCCAUGAUAUCAGUCCUACUGAAACAUUCAGAAGCGAAGGCCAUAUUUGUGGACUACCAAUUACUUGAAAUUGCUCAAGGAGCACUUGAUCUUCUUGCAAGUACGGAAACAAAACUGCCUAUCUUAGUUUCAAUCCUUGAAUUUGACGAUGGUUCAUCUCCAACCAUUGGCACUACUAAUACAUAUAAAUAUGAGAGACUUCUGUCAAGUGGACAUAAUGAUUUUGUUAUAAGACGGCCAAACACUGAAUGGGAUCCUAUUAGCAUAAAUUAUACUUCUGGCACAACAUCGCAGCCCAAAGGAGUUGUUUAUAACCAUAGAGGUGCAUAUCUCAAUUCAAUUGCAACAUUUCUCCUUCAUGGGAUGGCCGCAAUGCCUGUUUACCUUUGGACAGUGCCAAUGUUUCACUGUAACGGGUGGUGCAUUAUUUGGGGGCUGGCAGCGUUGGGUGGCACUAACAUAUGUCUUAGACGUGUCUUUCCGAAGGACAUAUUUGACGGUAUUGCUCUCCACAAGGUCACACACAUGGGCGGGGCACCAACUGUCUUGAACAUGAUUGCGAAUUCGCCACUAAGCGACCAAAGGCCACUUUCUCACAAGGUUGAAAUCAUGACAGGUGGUGCACCACCUCCUCCACAGAUCCUUUACAAGAUGGAGGAGCUAGGUUUUAGAGUAUCCCAUUUGUAUGGACUUACGGAGACUUAUGGUCCUGGAACACAUUGCUCAUGGAAGCCUGAGUGGGAUUCUUUGCCUCCAGAUGAACGAUUAAAGCUCAAAACACGACAAGGGGUGCACCACCUAGGUUUGGAAGAAGUUGACGUAAGAGAUUCUGCCACCAUGGAAAGUGUGCCAGCCGAUGGUAAGACGAUGGGUGAAGUUAUGUUCAGAGGAAAUACUGUAAUGAGUGGAUAUUAUAAAGAUUUGAAAUCAACAGAAGAAGCUUUCAGGGAUGGAUGGUUUCGAAGUGGUGAUCUUGCCGUAAAACAUCCUGAUGGCUAUAUUGAAGUAAAGGAUCGCUUGAAAGACGUUAUAAUCUCUGGGGGUGAGAAUAUAAGCACUGUGGAGGUAGAAACAGUGGUGUAUAGUCAUCCAGCAGUUCUUGAGGCUGCGGUAGUUGCACGACCGGAUAAUCACUGGGGGCAGACGCCUUGUGCAUUUGUAAAGUUGAAGGAGGGAUUUAAUGUUGAUGCUGAAGAAAUAAUCAAGUUUUGUCGUGAUCAUUUGCCUCAUUAUAUGGCACCUCGGACAGUCAUUUUCGAUGAUCUGCCAAGAACUUCAACUGGCAAGGUUCAGAAAUUUAUCCUGAGGGAGAAAGCAAAGGCCUUGGGCAGCCUUUCUUGA